GUAAAGAGCACAAAAUCACUACAGACACUGACAUUUUUGGGGGUUUGUUGUUUUUGUAUUUGAGAUGAAAGGACUAGCUAGAAAUAUAGUGCCUCAUAUUCUUGUUUCUGGUCAUGUAUUUGGUGCCUGCAUUUCUCUGCCACUCUACUAGUACAAACUGUGGCUUAUUUUUAGCCACUGGUAGAGUGAUCCUUCCGAGACAAGUUAGUAGGAAGACUUAAAAUAGGAACAAGUAGUUCAAACUUCAUUUGACAAAAGAGGACAAACUAAAGGCUGAAAAAUGUCUGCAACUGCCCAUGAAUAUGAGUUUGUGAGAAUUCAGACUUACGUUCUUAAAGUUCAGAUACAUUGUCAUGGGUGCAUGCGGAAGGUGAAGAAACUGCUUAAAAGAAUUGAAGGGGUUUAUCAAGUGAAAAUGGAUGUCGAAGAACAAGUGGUCAUAGUAUAUGGUAAUGUGGAAGCUGCAACACUGAUCAAGAAACUAAACAAAUCAGGGAAACAUGCAGAGCUUUUAUCAGAGAACCCAUUAGAAAACCAAGAAAUACAACUACUCUAUAACAGGUUCAAUGAUAACAACAAUCACCAAAACCAGGGAGCUCUAAACUGGUGUGACUAUGAGAAGACUCAGAACCCGGAACUCCUUAACUGGCUCAAUAAUAUCAAGCACCAAAACCAAAUGCACAGCUCAUACAAUUCUCUUGGAACCUCCAAGAUGAAGCCUAUGUUUGCCCCUACUGAACGAGGCUUCGAUCACUGGGGCAACAAUGAGUUUCUGGACCGGAGUAUCGGCAUUGGCUCCCUCACAGGUGAAACAAACCAAAACUUGUAUGCACUAGGAAACAUGGAUUAUCCAUAUUUUAGUCAGGAGGAAAACAUCACUAACAAUGCAGAUUUUGGAAUAACUUCCCCAUUUGAAAAUCUGCAAAGUAUACAAGCUGGUAGAAGAAAUUCAAUAGUUGAUUUUCAAGGUCUCCGAAGCACUAAUCCUAGUUUUGCUCCAAACCAAGGUCUCAAAAAUGUAAAUUCCCAUUUUGCUGAUUUGAAAAGCAAAGGACUAGGACUAGAGAACUUACAUACUGCUCGGGGGGAUUAUGGAUAUCAACCAAGGCAAUUCAGUGAGAUGAAUGACAUGCAGGCUUACCGUUACAAUUAUCCAGCUUCAACAAUGAUGAACUCUUACAGGCAGAACAUGCAUGGCAAUGGCAUUGACAACUUCAACAGUGAUAUCUACGCGUAUCAACCAGGGAGUAUUCUCAAUCAGAGAUAUGGUGUCUUCCCACCCAACAUAAGCCAUCCUUGGAACCAGGGAGUAUUCUCAAUCAGAGAUAUGGUGUCUUCCCACCCAACAUAAGCCAUCCUUGGAACGUGAAUGGCUAUAGUAUUUGAGAGAUUACCGUCUCCACCUCUAUAUGUAGUUUAAAUUUCAAGUUUAACAUUUAAACUCUUCUCGUUUCCCUCUUCUUCUUCUU
This is a messenger RNA of Nicotiana tabacum (common tobacco), 1469 nucleotides long. RefSeq lists its product as uncharacterized. Gene Ontology annotation, molecular function: metal ion binding. The record is from RefSeq and is a predicted model, not a curated record. NCBI's taxonomy places the organism in Eukaryota, Viridiplantae, Streptophyta, Magnoliopsida, Solanales, Solanaceae.